Molecule: messenger RNA, 2781 nt
Organism: Triplophysa rosa
Lineage: Eukaryota; Metazoa; Chordata; Actinopteri; Cypriniformes; Nemacheilidae
Product: leucine-rich repeat-containing protein 15
Exons: 2
Coding region: 876-1925 (349 amino acids)
Cellular component (GO): plasma membrane
Molecular function (GO): protein binding
Source: RefSeq, a predicted model, not a curated record
GACUGGCUGAAUAGUUUCAAAUGGGUUUUAAUCAAUAAUAAAGAUUAAAGACCCACAAAGAAUUUUAAAAACACUUUAAUACUGUGGACAUUUUGAUCUCCAAACGGAAGACCCCUUUAGCUAAAAGAUAAAAAGGGGAAUGUUUGUUCAGCCUAACUGUUGCAAAUUGUAACAGAAUAAUGUCUAUUUUUGAAAAUAGUCUAUUAAAAACAUAGUCAAACAUUUGUAUGUUACUAGUCUGAGAGGACUAAAAUAAUGCAGGACCAAUUGAGGAUUUGGAGAGCUUUAGACCUAAUCUCACUCUGUGUUUGCCUCUUUCUAUCUGAAGAUGAGUGGAGUAAGAAAGACCAACAUGAUUUUCAUGGUUUAUCCUCCUGUAAUAUCCCAAUCGUGAAGAAAUAAGCUGGUUUUAACCUUUGCUCUUCUAAGUCCGUCAUACGCAUCUAUACAGGGUGGACGUAUAGACCGCAGUAAUGUACGCAGCUGAGAUGGAGCUCUCAGAUUUGUUUUUAUAAUGUAAGUUCAAUGGAGAAUUUUCAAUGUGACCUGUAUUAUACUCUACUUUCUAAAAAAUAUAUAUCUUUGUAUAUUAUGUACUUUAAAGUACAUUAUUAUACUCUCCAGGUCUGAUUUAGAUCAAACUGAUCCGAAGCAGCACCAAUCCAUCAAUACUGUCUGCAAGGUCUUCGCUAAGGCCGUGAAAUAUUUAUCACUUUCCUCUUUAUCUUUUGUCCUCUCUGCCAACAGCUGCCUCUUUACAAUAGAACGUCCCUCCUGCUUUAUACACACACACAAAUUCACAAACACCGUCCCAUGUCAACACAGCAGACCUGCUCACACUAACACAGCAUUCCAUUCUCCACAGAAGCUCCAGAAUGCAUCUGCUGUUGGUUCUUCCCUUUGUUCUAGAAGUCCAGUCGACAGUCCACAACAUCAGCUGCGACUGUAAUGUGGAGCUCAAAACCGCCAACUGUACCGGCAGGAAUUUCAAGCACCUGCCCGCCUCCCUUCCACCAUCUACUGAACAACUGGACCUGUCUCACAACCACCUGAGUGACAUCACGCCCCGGUUUUUCCAGACUGCACGAAAACUUAGCGUACUUCUCUUGAAAGACAACGAGAUUCGGGUACUGGCCAAUGGGGCCUUCUUCCUUCUGGAAGAUCUGCUGAAACUGGACCUGAGCAGAAACCGAAUCUCCUCCUUGAGCGAAGGCUUUUCGUUGGGUCUCGGGUCUCUCCGUGAGCUGUCGUUGGCCGAAAACAAGUUGACGGUGUUGGACAGCAAUGGUUUCGUCCAUUUAGACUCAUUACAGAAACUCAACCUGAGCCACAACGGAAUCAAGACCAUCAAGAUGAGAGCUUUCGGGUCCACGAGUACCCUACGCCAGAUACAACUGGACUGGAACAACAUCACGGUUCUCACGAAUGGGAUCUUCUCGAUGCUGCGCAAUCUCGAGGUGCUGAAUUUACGACACAACCAGAUUCACUCUUUGGACGUUGGGGCUCUUUCACCACUGACCAGUCUCGCCUUACUGGACCUGACCAACAACAAUCUCUCCUCCAUUCAGUUCAAGACCUUCUUGAGUCUAAAUACGUACAGCACACACAUCCUUCUUCGAGGAAACCCGUGGAAGUGCGAUUGUGAUUUGCAGAGAGUGUUUCGAAAGCUUUGUAAUGUCAAGAGGUUGUUUUUAGACGACUACGAUGACCUCAGCUGCUCCGAUUUGGAUGAGAUACACGGUUACUCCAUGGGGUUCGAUACAGAGCUCUGUGUUGCCGAGAUGGUGACUGUACUUGUUAUCACCCUCACUGUGUUUAUUACCGUCGUGGCCGCCCUCGUGAUGGCAGAGAAAAAGAGGAAAAAGAAGAUUCAAGAGAAACAUUGGACUGAGGUCAACGAGAUGUCAUGCACUUCGCAGGACUGAUCGCAUUUAUGAACUAAUAUAAUUGUUAUUUGGAUAACAUACAGUGUGAAGACGUUCAUCUGCACUUCAAAAAUUUGGGUUAUGAGCUGUUCAAUUGUUGAAAGAAAAUAUGAACUAUAACUGGCAGAAAUCACAUACAUUUGUUUUUAUUUAUUUUCUUGUUUAUUUAUAUUUUUAGUUAUUUUAUCAGUUAUUUUAAAUCAAAACUUUCCAAGCUAAAAUGAAUUUCGCAGGCCUUACCAAUUGCUGAGUAAAAAAACACUACAAAUUCUAAUGGUUUCUAUUAAAAACACCAUUAUGAGCCAUUAGCUGUUUACCUUUAAAAUCAUUACAAAAUUAUUUUAUGCUGUGUGUUUAAUCCAGUAGGAUUCAAUGGUGCUCACAUCCAGUACACUUUCUGGGAUUUUUCUACUGUGUGUGUUUUUUUUUUUUUAGGGAAGAAACUGAUCAUCCUCAUUUGAUUGAAUAUUAUCAGUACUUUUUCCAAUGCUGUUGUCUUCAGCACAUCCAAUCGUGGUGGUUGCUAGUGCAGGUACAGUCCAAUAGGGGGCAGCAGCUGUACGCAGAUUGUCUAUGAUUAAAAAUACCUGGAAAAAAACAGUUGCCUAAAAUAUUGUACAGUUACAUCUAAUAUUACUGUAGUUUACGGAUUCAUACAACGGAUUCUUAACUUACAACAAUUAAUAAUUUGUUAUUUCUUAUGUACGGUCGUUGAUAUAUGUAUAAUUCCUUACUAACAUCGUUAUAAAACUGUCUAGUUAUGACAAAUGUAUUUGCUAUGUUUUGCCUAUAACUUGUAAAUAAAUUUAUUUUACGUUUGGGUUGUGGAUUUUAAAUUGAAAAAUCUGUGAAACUG